Molecule: messenger RNA, 2766 nt
Organism: Condylostylus longicornis
Lineage: Eukaryota; Metazoa; Arthropoda; Insecta; Diptera; Dolichopodidae
Product: protein-glucosylgalactosylhydroxylysine glucosidase
Exons: 15
Coding region: 1-2754 (917 amino acids)
Biological process (GO): carbohydrate metabolic process
Molecular function (GO): catalytic activity
Source: RefSeq, a predicted model, not a curated record
AUGCGAAUAUUUUUAUACGAAUUAACAAAGAAACAACAACAACAAAUAUCACAGAUUUAUUCAAAAAGUAAAAUUAUUGUGUUGAAAAGCGUAAAUAUUGUGUCAAAACAUAACUUUACUUCGAAUUUACACCCGGCAAAUAAAAAAAAUGACUCCUUAAAGAAGUGUACAGAGUCGGAAUCGAAUCCAAACUCAGAAACGGAGUCAAAGGUGGAAACAGGGUCAGAUUCAAAAUUGGACACAGAGUCGAUGCCCAAGCCCAAUGAAUCAUAUUAUUCAUCUAAUUAUAAUGAUACAACUAAUGAAUUACCGUAUAUAUUUUAUACUGAAACUUUACCAACAAAUAUGAAAUUUAUGCCAACAUUAUCAAAUGGUCAUAUUGGUUUUACAAUAUUUGGUAAUUCAAUAUUUAUGAAUGGUGCAUAUAAUGGUAUACAUGGUUUAAGUCAUCGUGCUAGAAUACCAAAUUAUUCAAAUUUAACUAUUACAUAUGAUAACAAUUAUAAUAAUAAUAAUAAUAAUAUACCAUUAAAAAAAUCAUAUAGUAUGAAUGUACAUAAUGGUAUAUUUGAAAUAAAAUAUGAAAAUUCUGAUAUAAAAAUAAUACAAUUAAUUUAUCCACAUCGUUAUUUUAAUCGUUUAAUUAUAAAUCAAAUUUAUAUUCAUCGAUUAAAUGCAAAAGGUAAACUUAGAAUAAAAAUUCAACAACAACCUGGUCAAAAUACUGAUGAUAUUGAUUUUGAACCAAUACAAAAUUUAACAAUAACAAGAACAAAACGUAAAAUUGAUCAAAGUAAUAAUGAUGAUAUUAGUAUUGGACAAUCAUCAUCUUCAUCAUCCAAUAAACGUAAUUAUGGCAGUAUUAACAACAAUAAUUAUUUUUUGAGACGUCAUCAUGACAUCUAUAAUUUUAUGAAAUCUCAAGAAGGCGUCAUUGGACAAGAUCCUAUUGAAGAUAAUACUUAUUACAAUGGUAACAACAAUAAUGAUGAUUAUAAUAAUAAUGAAGAAACAUUACAUUUUGAUGGUAUUAACGGUGCUGCUACAAAUAAUAAUAAUAAUAAUAAUAAUGGUAAUAGUAAUGAUGCCACAACAGUACUUCAUUUAAUACGCGGUUAUACAAAAGAAUUAGAAGAUGAAAAUUAUCAAAAAUCAAAGAAGCAUAUCUGUUGUAUAUGGAAUCAUGUUCCAGAAGAGAUAACAUUAAAUGAAGAAGAACACUAUGUUUCUUACAGAUUUCAAAUGGCUGUCGAUGAACUUUGUAGUGUAGCCAAGCAGGAAAUGAAAGAUGCAUUCCAGUAUACAUCAAAAUCGCUUAUAGAAUCAAAUGCCGAACAAUGGAAAUCAUUUUGGGAUAAAUUUAGUAUAUCAAUAACUGGAAAUCAAGAAUUGGCAAAAACAAUUUAUGGUAGCAUAUUUUAUUUAGCAAGUUCAUUGCCAUCAUUUGAAAGCAAUCAACAAAAUAAUCCAUAUUAUGGUUUAAGUCCAACUGGUGUUGGUCGUGGCGGUGAUAACAGAGCAAUUGACUAUCAAGGACAUAAUUUUUGGGAUACUGAAGUAUGGAUGCUACCAACCGUAACACAAUUUGAUACAAGAUGGACACGACAACUAUUAAAUUAUCGUUUUAGAAUGUUGGAUAUUGCAAAGGAUAAUGCAAGAAAAGAAGGAUAUGAGGGUGCAAAAUUCCCGUGGGAAAGUGCAUUCACUGGAACAGAAACAACGAAUCCUUGUUGUAUGGAAGUAGCUGAAUUUCAACAUCAUAUUACUGCUGAUAUUGCAUGGGGAAUGCAAAAUUAUUUUUCAAUUACAUAUGAUAUUGAAUGGUUACAUAAUGAAGGUUUAGUUUUAGCUGAAAAUAUUGCAAAUUUUUGGAAAAGUCGUGUUAAAAGAGAUGAUUCAACUGGAUUAUAUGAUAUUAGAAAUGUCAUGGGACCAGAUGAAGAUCAUCCAAAUAUUACAAAUAAUGUUUAUACAAAUGUUAUUGUAAGUUAUGCCUUAAAAUUUGCUGAUUUUGCCAAAAAUUUAUGUUCAAAUUCAAAACGUAUAACACAAUCAGAAUGGUUAAGAAUUGCACAAAAUAUGAAAAUUUUAUAUAAUAGUACAAUUGAUUAUCAUCCACAAUUUGAAGGUUACGAAAUUGGUGAACCAAUAAAACAAGCUGAUACUGUUUUAUUAGGAUAUCCUUUAAUGUUUCCAAUGAAGGAUUCAACACGUCAUAAUGAUUUAAGAAUUUAUGAAGAAGUAACACGUAAAAGUGGACCAGCAAUGACAUGGGUUAUGCAUACCAUCAAUCAUAUUGAUAUAGGAAAUUAUGAUAAAGCAGCAGAAUUAUUUAAUAAAAGUUAUAAAAAUUAUGUUAGGGGUCCUUUUCAGGUAUGGAGUGAAGUAAUACCAGAACGGAAUGGUGCUGUUAAUUUUCUUACUGGUUCUGGUGGUUUUCUACAAUCAGUUAUAAAUGGUUAUGCUGGUGUACGUAUUUAUUUAGAUCGUAUGGAAAUUAAAAUGCCACAUUUACCACCUGGUUCAACAAAAUUUUCAAUUGCAGGUAUUAAGUAUCUUGGAUCAACAUUCAAAAUUACUGUGACAUCAAAUGAAUCGUUAAUUCAAUGUACUUCUGUUAAUCCUAGUCAUCCAUUAGUAUUAAAUGAAAUGGAUCUUAAUGUUUAUCAAAUAACAAAAAAUUUUAUUUAUUACUUUAAAGUGCCAAAAAUUAUGAUUAAAUCAACUAGAAGUAAUUUCAGAGAUUGGAGAUAAAUUAAAUAAUGC